This is a messenger RNA of Bursaphelenchus xylophilus (pine wood nematode), 1711 nucleotides long. Lineage: Eukaryota; Metazoa; Nematoda; Chromadorea; Rhabditida; Aphelenchoididae. The record is from the annotation of a GenBank genome assembly.
AUGGGAAAGCGAAAACACAUCAAAUCCGGAGCAGGAGACUUGAUCAAAGCUCCCGGUGGUCUGGCCGAUCAAAUUGAGGUCAACACGUUUGCUCAAUCAAGAGGAAAGCCGAGAGGAAUCUUGAAGAAGACAAAGCAAGAUGGUGAAGUAAGUUUCUGGUGUUUUCUCUUUCGUUUUUAGGGAUUCUUUUGAUUAUCUUCUUGUAGUUUGUUCCGGAUGUUCUCAGCAGUAAGAUCCUGCGCGAGGCAUCAAAACAAUUGGCUGCUGAAGAGCCUCAGAAUGUCACCAAGGUUGAGCCGAAGGUCUUGAUGGCAAAAGACGUCUUGUAAGUCGAAUAUUCCCAAUUGAAUCUUCUGAUUUUAGUUCUCAACUUCGCACAAGUUCCAAGAGAAAGGACUCCGAGGAUUCAUCGGAAGAAGAGGAUGUUCUGGAUGAUGAUGAGUUCCCGGCUUUAGCUUCAAGGUAUGUGUAAUAUAAUUCAUUUGAUAUUUCGUCGUUUAGUGCUCCACAGGAUCUCCCUGAGUUCCUACAUGGGGAAGACAAAGCAGCAAGUGACUUCGCCACCUCCGUUCUUCAUUCCGUCAACUUUAAGAAGCAACAAUUUGAGAAGAACUUCAGCACUCAAGGAGCAGAUCCGACCGCUGGUUUAUCCGAAAAUGUUGUCAAGAUGUAUCAAGAAAUUGGCCAAUACAUGCAUUACUAUCGAUCAGGGAAGAUUCCCAAAGCUUUUAAAUCCAUCCCUGCACUAAAAAACUGGGAGCAGAUUUUGGAGUAAGCGGUUUUCAGUUUUCAUAAAUUUUUGUCAUGAAUAAUAUAAUUUUGGUGAUAUUUUCAGAAUAACCCAGCCGGAUAAGUACACAGCGGCUGCUAUGCUACAUGCAACGCGACUUUUUGCUGCCGUCGCUUCACCAAAGGCUUGUGAACGGUAAGAAUUUGAGAUUUUUCCAUCUACUUGCCAUGGAUAAUAUAAAAAGCUGUCUAAUUUUGUGAUUUUUCAGUUUUUACCGUUACUACCUGCUCCCACGUGUCCUUGAUGACAUUAUGGAGUAUCGCAAAUUGAAUGUGCAUCUGUAUACUGCUGUGAAGAAAUCGAUUUAUAAGCCCACCUCGUUUGUGAAAGGACUUUUGUUGCCCAUCUGCGAGCCAGAUAUGGUCUCAAUGAAUGUGGCGCAUGUUGUGAAGGCUGUGAUCCAAUCCACUUCACUUCCCGUCUUCCACGCCGCCACUGCCAUCAUCAAACUGGCUCAACAACGACCCACCAGCUCCCCAGUGUCGUAUAUCUUGACAGGAUUCAUUCAGAAAAGAUACACAUUGCCGUCGUUGUGCAUCGACAGCCUCCUCGAUUACUUCUGCUCAUAUGAAGAUAAGGACGAACGAAUGCCCUUGUCUCUACAUUCAGCCAUCCAUGAAUUUGUGAAGACCUACAAGUUGGAGCUGGAUACACAGCAAAAACAACGGUUAUUGAAUGCGUUGAAUGUAAGUUGACUUUGUUUUUAGUUUUUUUUUCGGUUUUUAGGACAGGUUAUGCGGCAUAAAAAUGGAUUUAUCCCAAAAUUUCCGACAAUUUUUAUAUUGUACAUGAUGUUGAUAUAUAAAAAAUUUGCCAAAUCCAUGAAAUUUUCAGGAAUAUGGCAACAAAAUGGCCCGCAAAGACACUAUCAACCUGCUAAAUGAAGUCAUGCCAGAAGAUGUGGAAAUGGAAGAUGCUUGA